Messenger RNA from Penicillium roqueforti, 1248 nucleotides. RefSeq names its product M20 family metallopeptidase. Gene Ontology annotation, molecular function: dipeptidase activity. The record is from RefSeq and is a predicted model, not a curated record. Lineage: Eukaryota; Fungi; Ascomycota; Eurotiomycetes; Eurotiales; Aspergillaceae. The transcript has 6 exons. The coding region runs from base 1 to 1248 and encodes 415 amino acids.
AUGACUCUUACGACCAUCAAUAUCGAGGAAGUGAAGACUUCUGUGGAUGCCUCGCUCAAGGAACUAGAGCAGGAAUUGCGGGAAUUGAAUUAUCAAAUCUGGUCAAACCCAGAGCUUGCUUACCAGGAGCACCGCGCCCACGAUACGAUUUGUGACUUCCUCGAAGGACAAGGCUUUAGUGUUACUCGCCACGCCUAUGGUCUAGAUACCUCCUUUGAGGUUUUGAGUGGAACUGAUGGACGGUUGAUCAAUUUCAACGCAGAAUAUGACGCAUUGCCUGGAAUUGGCCAUGCCUGUGGUCACAAUCUGAUAGCGACAAGCAGUAUUGCUGCGUUCCUUGCGCUGUCGUUUGCCAUAAAGAAAUUUGGUAUCCCUGGUAGAACCCAGCUGUUAGGCACUCCGGCUGAGGAAAGUGGAGGCGGAAAGGCCAAAUUGAUUGAUGCCGGCGCUUACAAGAAUGUUGACAUCUCGCUAAUGGCUCACCCUGGACCCAAAAAGAUUUAUCCUGACCAAGAGCCAUCUGAUGGCAUAGCUGGAACGUCGAUGAAUGCCCGCAAGAAUAUUUACUGCGAAUUCACGGGCAGGAAUGCCCAUGCCGGUGGAAACCCUUGGGAAGGGAUCAACGCGCUUGAUGCUCUGGUCUCGUCUUAUAACAACGUUGCGGUUCUUCGACAGCAGCUUCUUCCGGAUCAACGUGUUCAUUGUGCUUUCUUGGAUACACCCAAGGUAGUCAACGUGAUACCGGCUUAUACGAAAGCUUUCUGGCAAGUACGCAGCCCUACCUUGAAAGGAUUGAAUACUCUCAUCGGUAAAUUGCGUAAUUGCAUUGAGGCCGGUGCCUUGGCCACCGGUUGUCAAGUCAAGAUUGAUGAGGAUGAACUUUAUACCGAUGUCCGAUUGAAUGAUACUCUCUGUGAACGCUACCAGGUUCACAUGGGACAGUAUGGUCGCAAUGUUCUCAAGCGCCAUGACAAGGUCCUAACAGCGUCGUCUGACAUUGGAAAUGUAAGCUACGAGACCCCCACGCUUCACACAAUGUUUGCGAUUCCGGCUCCGCCAACUUCGUUUCCACAUCAUCCGACGUUUGCAGCUGCAGCUGGAACAGAUGAAGCUCAUGCCGAGGCAUUGAUUGUUGGAAAAUCACUGGCAUUGAUCGGUUGGGAUAUGAUUGUGGAGAAUGAUAUGUAUGAUGUGGCGCGGCGCCAAUGGAAAAACGAGAUUAUGCGGGAGGAGUAUAUGCAUUUUUAG